Messenger RNA from Henningerozyma blattae CBS 6284, 963 nucleotides. RefSeq names its product ribose-phosphate diphosphokinase. Gene Ontology annotation, cellular component: cytoplasm; ribose phosphate diphosphokinase complex. Gene Ontology annotation, biological process: purine nucleotide biosynthetic process; 5-phosphoribose 1-diphosphate biosynthetic process; regulation of cell size. Gene Ontology annotation, molecular function: magnesium ion binding; ribose phosphate diphosphokinase activity. Lineage: Eukaryota; Fungi; Ascomycota; Saccharomycetes; Saccharomycetales; Saccharomycetaceae. The transcript has a single exon. The record is from RefSeq and is a predicted model, not a curated record. Bases 1 to 963 code for a protein of 320 amino acids.
AUGCCAAACAAUUCAAUCAAAUUAUUAGCUCCAGAUGUUCAUAGAGGAUUAGCAGAAUUAGUUUCUAAAAGAUUAGGUACUCAUUUAACAAGUAGUAAGUUAGAACGUGAUCCUACUGGUGAAGUUACCUUUUCUAUCGGUGAAUCAGUUAGAGGUCAAGAUAUUUUCAUUAUUACUCAAAUUGGUGCUGGUGAUGUUAAUGACCGUGUACUUGAAUUAUUAAUAAUGAUUAAUGCAUCUAAAACAGCAUCUGCUAAGAGAAUUACAGCAGUUAUUCCAAACUUUCCGUAUGCUAGACAAGAUAGAAAGGAUAAAUCAAGAGCUCCUAUUACAGCUAAAUUGAUGGCAGAUAUGCUAACUACAGCUGGUUGUGAUCAUGUUAUUACUAUGGAAUUACAUGCAUCUCAAAUCCAAGGGUUUUUUGAUGUUCCAUUAGAUAAUCUAUAUGCUGAACCAAGUGUUGUUAGAUAUAUUCGUGAGAAUGUGAAUUUCAACGAUGCUAUUAUUAUUUCACCAGAUGCUGGUGGUGCUAAACGUGCUGCUACAUUAGCAGAUCGUUUAGAUUUGAAUUUUGCAUUGAUUCAUAAAGAGCGUGCCCGUGCCAAUGAAGUUUCUCGUAUGGUAUUAGUUGGUGAUGUUCGUGAUAAAGUUUGUAUUAUUGUGGAUGAUAUGGCUGAUACAUGUGGUACUUUAGCUAAAGCUGCUGAUGUCUUAUUAGAAAACAAAGCUCGUUCUGUCAUUGCUAUUGUCACACAUGGUAUAUUAUCAGGUAAUGCUAUUAAAAAUAUAAAUAAUUCUAAAUUGGAUCGUGUUGUUUGUACGAAUACUGUUCCAUUUGAAUCUAAGAUGAAACUAUGUCCUAAAUUGGAUGUUAUUGAUAUCAGUGGUGUACUUGCGGAAAGUAUUCGUAGAUUACAUAACGGUGAAAGUAUUUCAUAUUUAUUUAAACAUUAUCCAUUAUGA